This is a messenger RNA of Enterospora canceri, 441 nucleotides long. The record is from the annotation of a GenBank genome assembly. Lineage: Eukaryota; Fungi; Microsporidia; Enterocytozoonidae.
AUGAAUCAUAUUAUGGAAUUGGAUAAAAAUGUGGUAAUAAUUCUAGGCAGAAAAACACUAGAAGUAGCCAAGUACACGAAAUACGACAAAAUUGUGCUCAGCAGAAACACACAUGAUAAAAGUGAUAAAACAACAUACGUGAAGUCAUUUGAUGAGGCAUUGAAAGCAGCUGGUAACAGAACAGUGAUUGUGGCAGGUGGCCAGGAAAUCUACAGUGAAGCAUUGAAACGAGAUUAUAAGCUGUUUAUUACGGUUAUUGAAGAGGAUGAAAUGGUUGGAGACAGAAUAUUUCCAGUGGAAGAUGAAGCAUUGUUGAAUAAAGUAAACGUGACGGAUGAGUUCGUGGUUGAAUGCAAUGCAAAGAAAGAGAAGUAUUCAAUGAAAGACGGGUUUGUGGUAGAAAAUGGACACAAAUUCAGGUUCUAUACUGUAGAAAAGUAA